Molecule: messenger RNA, 1699 nt
Organism: Topomyia yanbarensis
Lineage: Eukaryota; Metazoa; Arthropoda; Insecta; Diptera; Culicidae
Product: protein krueppel-like
Exons: 2
Coding region: 77-1699 (540 amino acids)
Biological process (GO): regulation of transcription by RNA polymerase II
Cellular component (GO): nucleus
Molecular function (GO): RNA polymerase II cis-regulatory region sequence-specific DNA binding; DNA-binding transcription activator activity, RNA polymerase II-specific
Source: RefSeq, a predicted model, not a curated record
CAAGCAGCAGCGAAACGAAGACGGCACACCGAUUGAGUAGUCGUCCUACAAACACCCCCGUUGAUCCAAGCAGGCAAUGGCAUUGUCAUUGCUGCAGGAAGCGCAAACAGCACGAGGAUUAGCCGCCAUCCGUACCCUGCAAGGCAUGAAACGUGAAGACGAUCGCAGUAUGUCCGUGUCACCGCCGUUGACCGGUCAGCUCCAUCAUCACCACCACCACCACCAGCAGCAGCAGCAUCACCUGAACAUGAACGUAAAUCACAGUCCAACCAUUUUCGGGGGCUAUCACCCGACGGCUUCGGCCAUGGGAAUGCUAGCGCCUCAGCUGCUUGCCAACCAAACGGCAGCCGCCCUGAUGGCUGCCGGGCUGCCAAUGUCUCUACGAGCGACCUUGGCUACCGGUUUGUUCCCACCGCAUCCGGCCCUGUUUGGAGCCUGGGCACCACCUACACCGAACAGUAACAAUAGCAGCCCACCGCCACCACAAAGCCCCAUUUCACCAGCCCUGAGCCAAAAGAGUUCCAAAUCACUGAAACUCACUGCCAACAACAACAACCACAUCGUAUCGACCACCUCGGAGUUCCUACCUCAGCAGAAGAAACCGGCCAAGCGGAAACAGCUCACGGUUAAACCGGAAUCCGCACUGCUACACAUGCCCAGCCACACCACCAUGCCCGUUGACAUCCCGAAUCUGGACAUGGUUAGUCCGGGUCCUAUCUCACCACCUACCUCUGGCUCGUCACCGCAAUCCAACGGAAGCGUCGAAAUGCCGCCCACCAUAACUACCUCCACUAGAGACCCCUCCCGGGACAAAGUUUUCACCUGCAAGAUCUGCAACCGCUCGUUCGGUUACAAACACGUCCUUCAAAACCACGAACGAACCCACACCGGCGAGAAACCCUUCGAAUGUCCCGAGUGCCACAAACGCUUCACCCGGGAUCACCACCUGAAAACCCACAUGCGACUCCACACCGGUGAAAAGCCCUACUCCUGUACCCACUGCGAUCGCCAGUUCGUCCAGGUCGCUAACCUCCGGCGGCACCUACGGGUCCACACCGGUGAGAAACCCUACGAGUGCGAAAUGUGUGAACAAAAGUUCAGCGACUCCAACCAGCUGAAAGCUCACAUGCUCAGCCAUAGCGGCCAACGGCCGUUCCACUGUGAUAGAUGCAACUCAAGCUACCGCCGGCGGCACCACCUUCUGCAUCACAAAUGUGGCAUCACAAGCCCACCAACGCCGGCCAUCAGCCCGUCGAUGUCACUGUGCGAUCAAAAAUCCGGCUGCUCCGAAGUGUCCGACAUGUCGAUGGAACUCAAACACUCCGUUCUGCUACACCCCAAAUUCACCGGUCUAGCAAUGCCGCUCGACUUCAGCUCACCGGAUGUCCGCCAUCAGCAGCAGCAGCAGCACCACCACCACCCGGCGGCCAUCGAUCUGCGAUCGGUUGUCCGAACACCGCAGCAGAUCACCCACAUCAAAUCUGCCAUGCCGGAGCAAACCGAACCGGAAGACCUCAGCAUGCACUCGCCCCGUUCUCCGGUCACCAUGGAGGAACUGGAAGAGCUGGACGAUGCUGCCUCGCUGUACCUGAAGCAACGCCAGCAAAAACUGGCUUACGCUGCUGUUGCUGCGGCGGCCGCUGCCGCCGCUUCCACCAACAACAACGGCGCCGCCCAACGUCACGGUAUGGAAGCUUAA